Bactrocera latifrons is the source of this 1977-nucleotide messenger RNA. RefSeq names its product serine palmitoyltransferase 2 (gene lace). Gene Ontology annotation, molecular function: serine C-palmitoyltransferase activity; pyridoxal phosphate binding. Gene Ontology annotation, biological process: sphingosine biosynthetic process; ceramide biosynthetic process. Lineage: Eukaryota; Metazoa; Arthropoda; Insecta; Diptera; Tephritidae. The record is from RefSeq and is a predicted model, not a curated record. Bases 102 to 1880 code for a protein of 592 amino acids. The transcript has 4 exons. Gene Ontology annotation, cellular component: serine palmitoyltransferase complex.
UUCUAUGGUUUGUGCGAAGGCGAAAAUACCGAGAUGCAAUAAUGUAAAGGAGGCAUUAAAAUAUUGGAAUAAAUUAGAAUUAGUGUUAAGAAGAAGGUAGAAUGGGUAACUUAUACGGUGACAACGGUGGAGUUGUUCAAGAACAUCAGCAAAAUAGGGAUUUUGUUAAUUAUUUCGACAAAAUGCAAGGAAACUUAGUGGCGGAUAUGCCCAAUUGUGGUAGUGGAGAUCUACGUGCGCGUAAAAAUGGUUUCAAGGCUAAUGAGACAGAAGCGAAGCCUGUUAAUGGCUGCCUAAAGAAUUGCUCCACUAACUCCACGACCUGUCAACAAGCGAAAGGCAAAGUAUGCCCUAACAGCAGCCAAGCGUUGCUCACGCCAGCGAAAAAACUAAAAGAAUUGGCUGAGGAGCACACCACCAAGACGUCAUUCGAGGAAGUACCGCUUCAUACUGCCUGCCUCACAUAUCUGGGCUUCUAUUUGCUUAUGAUACUCGGCUAUAUAAACCAGUUGCUUUUCGUGCCGAAAGUCGCAAAAGAAGAAAAUCGUGAUGGCUACGUAACACUCUAUGAUGCCUUCGAGAGUUUCUACUCGCGUUAUGUAUACCGACGUGUGCGCGAUUGUUGGAAUCGUCCCAUAUGCAGUGUACCUGGUGAUGAGGUAACACUCAAGGAUCGUGUAACGAAGGAUUAUGGGUGGAGUUUUCAGUUUACUGGCACUGAAACACGUUGUUUAAACCUGGGAUCAUACAAUUAUUUGGGUUUUGCCGAUGCGAAAGGUCCGUGCGCGGAGCAAUCUGAAAAGACCGCACGCGAAAUGGGUUUAGCUUUAACUUCGUCACGUGUAGAGUUGGGUACAACACAACUGCAUUUGGAUUUGGAACGAUUGACCGCACGUUAUUUGGGUGUAGAAGAUGCGAUCGUAUUUGGCAUGGGAUUUGCGACAAAUGCGCUCAAUUUACCAGCACUCAUUUCGCCGGGUUGUUUGGUUUUGAGCGACGAAAAGAAUCACGCUUCGAUUAUUUUGGGUCUGCGAUUAUCUGGCGCUACCACCAAAGUGUUUAAGCAUAAUAAUAUGCGGGACUUGGAACGUGUCUUGCGCCACAACGUGGUGCAUGGCAAUCCGAAAGCAGGUGGUAAACCAUGGAAGAAGAUCUUGAUUUUGGUGGAAGGUGUUUUCAGUAUGGAGGGUUCCAUUGUGCGCUUACCAGAGAUUAUUGCUUUAAAGAAAAAGUACAAAGCUUACUUGUACUUGGAUGAAGCACACAGCAUUGGCGCAAUGGGUCCGAAUGGUGGUGGUGCCGUAGAUUAUUUUGGCGUGGAUCCUAACGAUGUCGACAUAUUGAUGGGUACCUUCACGAAGAGUUUCGGUAGUGCUGGCGGCUAUAUUGCUGGCUCAAAGCGUUUAAUCGACUAUUUGCGCACAAACAGUCAUGCACAUUGCUAUGCCAGUAGCAUGUCACCGCCCAUUGCCCAGCAGAUCUACACUUCGAUGAGUAUGAUAAUGGGUUUGGAUGGCACCGAUAUCGGGCGUCAGAAGAUUAAUCAGCUGGCGCGUAAUACACGCUAUUUCCGUCGGCGCUUAGCACAAAUGGGUGUAAUUACGUACGGGCAUGAGGACUCGCCGGUAGUGCCCAUGUUGGUUUACCUAUUUUCAAAAAUCGGUGCCGUUGUACGCACAUUGACAACACGCCACAUCGCUGUCGUGGGUGUUGGUUUUCCGGCGACGCCAAUCAUGGAGGGGCGUAUACGCUACUGCCUAUCGGCAGCACAUACCAAAGAACAAUUAGACAAUGCACUAGAUGUCAUUGACGAGAUCAGUGAUACAUUGGGCUUAAAGUACUCGCGAAAACCUCGCGAACCCAAUCCAAUUGAGUAUUGAAUAAGCACAACCCCCCGCUAAACGAAACUCGCAAACAAAGCGCAGAUAUCCACACAGUGCUUCUAAAGCGCGUCAUGAUAUUUGUCUGUGUAUUUAA